Periophthalmus magnuspinnatus is the source of this 9546-nucleotide messenger RNA. RefSeq names its product K(lysine) acetyltransferase 6A (gene kat6a). The record is from RefSeq and is a predicted model, not a curated record. Gene Ontology annotation, cellular component: MOZ/MORF histone acetyltransferase complex; nucleosome. Gene Ontology annotation, biological process: regulation of DNA-templated transcription; nucleosome assembly. The coding region runs from base 830 to 7444 and encodes 2204 amino acids. Gene Ontology annotation, molecular function: histone acetyltransferase activity; DNA binding. The transcript has 17 exons. Lineage: Eukaryota; Metazoa; Chordata; Actinopteri; Gobiiformes; Gobiidae.
CACCAGCACAGCUCCUGUUUCACUCAAAGAUGGCGUCGGCUCUAGAGCCCCUAGUCUCUGGCUGCAUUUUUCGGCUUGUUGUUGUCUCCGCUGCGCACGGGUUUGGCACCUUCUCCGCGGCAACUCGACACCAAAUUCCGGUUUUAUCAGCUCUUCAGGUGCAAUAGGCAUGAAGGAGAUCGCACUGACUGCUCCCUGGGGUGAGAUAUCUGUUCCGUCCUAGAGCUGAGAAGUCCAGAGUGCGGCAGGUGUACACCAUCAAGACACAGGAAUUGAUCUACAAGAAACUGCAAGUUGGAUAAAAGACGAACAAAUAUUUUAAUCACCAGAAACUGUACCCAUUCUAACUUUCAUUUCUGAAAGUUUAUCCUGUGGACACUUGUAUUUUAUGUUCAUACAGAGUUCAUCAAUCAGCCUUCUGUGAGUUUUUAUUAUUGUGGUUCUGUACCUUUUUUUUUUUUUACCUCUUUUUUUUGGACAUAUACUGUAUUUUGUGAUCUUUGGACUGUCAUUUUACAGUUUACAGCUUUGCUCUCUGCCAGGCAGCCUUGCCUGGCUGGAAGAAAGGAGGCUCUUUUUUUUUUUACCAGGUGGAGGGUUGGCUCGGGGAGUUUGUGCUAUGGUCAGCUGCUCUUUACCGUGCUGUUCAUUCUCAGCUUCUGAGGGAAUAUCCGUGCGACCCCAGGACAAAGGAUAGUGCGCAGGUAGAGGGUUCAAAGGAGAGAGGAGCGGCGGCGCUCCGGCGCAGGCCAAGACAUCCCUUGGCUUUUAGUUCUUUGUGGUCGUAGCGGUAGAGCGCUGAGCCCUUCCACCUCAACUGACCGCAGCCAUGGUGAAACUAGCCAACCCGCUGUACACACAAUGGAUCCUAGAGGCCAUCCGGAAGGUAAAGAAGCAAAAGCAGCGGCCAUCCGAAGAGCGCAUCAGCAAUGCGGUCAACAUGUCCCAUGGUCUGGAUCGCAAAACUGUAUUAGAACAGUUAGAACUCAGCGUGAAGGAUGGGACUAUUCUCAAGGUCACCAACAAGGGCCUCAACUCCUACAAGGAUCCGGACAACCCUGGGAGAAUUAUUGUGCCCAAAACCAAAACUGGCAGCUCUGGAGGAGGAGGCAGCUCGAGUGGUGGGUCACACUUUCAUUCAGGAAAGAAACCAGGGCUGGACUGGAACAAGCUUAUCAAACGGGCACUUGAGGGUCUCCACGAGCCUGGGGGUUCCAGUUUAAAAGACAUUGAGCGUUUUCUGAAGUGUCAGGCAGAUGUGGCGUCUUAUCUGUCCAGCAGUGGCUCCAUGGGCACUGGCAUCUUCCACCAGCAGCUGAGAGUGGCUCUGAAGCGUGCCGUAGCCCACGGUCGAGUGGUCAAACAGGGUCCUCUUUUUGAGCUGGUGAGCCGCAGCAGCUCACACCAUCACCAGGACGACGGGACCGGAACCGUGUCUCUGGACUCACUGCCACCUGUACGACUGCUCCCCCACGAAAAGGACAAGCCGGUGGCAGAGCCCAUCCCCAUCUGCAGCUUCUGUUUGGGCACCAAGGAGCAAAACCGUGAUAAGAAGCCCGAGGAACUCAUCUCCUGUGCAGACUGUGGCAACAGUGGCCACCCGUCCUGUCUCAAGUUUUCCCCAGAGCUCACAGCACGAGUCAAGGCACUAUGGUGGCAGUGCAUUGAAUGCAAGACUUGCAGCAGCUGUCAGGAUCAAGGGAAGAAUGCGGACAACAUGCUGUUUUGUGACUCCUGUGACCGGGGCUUCCACAUGGAGUGCUGUGACCCUCCGCUCCAGCGGAUGCCAAAGGGCAUGUGGAUUUGUCAAAUCUGUCAGCCGAGGAAAAAGGGAAAGCUUUUACAUGACAAGGCAGCACAAAUCAAACGCUACAGCGGACCACUGGGGCGGCCUAAGAACAGACCAGGAAGGCCAUUCAAGAAGCUUGGCGGCCGCGGUCGAAGGAAGCGCUCUGCGUCGGCCAACUCUUCAUCCAGUUCAUCCUGCGAUGGUUACCCCGGCGAUGACCGGCUGCUCUUCUCGAUGCGCGAGGACGACGACCUGACCCAAAGCAGCCUGCGUUUCAACAACAAGACCAAGGGUUUGAUCGACGCCCUCACCAAGUUCUUCACGCCAUCACCGGAAGGGCGUAAGGCGCGACAGGAAGUGGUGGACUACUCCCAGCAAUGCCGCAUCCGUAAGAAAGCCAGCCGCAAGGGAGAUGGAGAUGACAGGGCGGACAAUCAGGAAGGCAGCGACUGGCGUGACGAGGAUGAUAAACUGCCUGGUCACGAAAAUCUGACAGAAAAAGACAUUGAGUUAUUCAGACACAUCCAGGAACUGGCGCUACAGAAAGUCGGAGUGACUGGACCACCGGAUCCCCAGAUGCGCUGUCCCUCAGUCAUAGAGUUUGGGAAGUUUGAGAUCCAGACAUGGUAUUCAUCUCCAUAUCCACAGGAAUACAGCAGGCUUCCAAAGCUGUACCUGUGUGAGUUUUGCCUCCGCUACAUGAAAAGCCGCAGCAUCCUUUACCAGCACAUGAAGAAAUGCCAGUGGUAUCACCCUCCUGCCAAUGAGAUCUAUAGGAAGGAUGAUGUCUCUGUAUUUGAGGUUGAUGGAAAUGUGAGCACAAUCUAUUGUCAGAACUUGUGUCUGCUGGCCAAGCUGUUCCUGGACCAUAAGACCUUGUACUACGAUGUGGAGCCUUUCCUUUUCUACGUCCUCACACAAAAUGACAGCAAGGGGUGUCACCUCGUUGGAUACUUUUCUAAGGAAAAGCACUGUCAACAAAAAUACAAUGUGUCAUGUAUCAUGAUUCUUCCACAAUACCAGCGCCAGGGCUAUGGACGAUUUCUCAUUGACUUCAGCUAUCUGUUGUCAAAGCGGGAAGGCCAGCCAGGAUCGCCAGAAAAGCCUCUGUCUGACCUUGGCCGAUUGUCUUAUAUGGCCUAUUGGAAGAGUGUUGUGCUGGAGUGUCUACAUGAACUGCGCGAUCGACAAAUCACCAUACGCCAUCUAAGCAAACUAACUGGCAUCUGCCCACAAGACAUCACUUCCACCCUGCACAGCCUCAACAUGCUGGAGCAGAGAGGAGACAGAAUGGUGCUGGUACGACGGGAAAAGCUGGUUUCAGACCAUAUGGCUCGCCUCAAAGCCCGACCACGGCAGCUGGAGGUGGACCCCGAGUGUCUGCGAUGGACUCCAGUCAUUGUGACCAACACAGUGGUUUCUGAUGCAGAGGGAGAGGAUGAUGACGAUGAUGAUGAAUCUGACAAAAAUAAACGCAAAGAGAUCAAGCCAAAUCCAAAAGGCACAUCAAUGUCUUGGCACAUGCGUCAAGCCAAGAAAAGGGAGGAUGAGGAAGAAGAUGAUGAAGAGGAGGAUGAGGAGGAAGAGAGAAAAGGUUUUCUGGGUUUUCCCAUCGGCCAAAGUUCCCCAAACUCUGCUCCAGUCCGCACCACCCCAGUCUCUGAACCUCAGCGUCCUGUCGCUCCCACCAAUGGAGAGCGGCGACCCCGUGGACGUCCGCCCAAAAACUGGCCAUGGGGCAAAGCGCGAGAUGCUCAUCCGGGACGCCCUCCUAAGAUCCGGUCCGUAGAUGAUGAAGAUGAAGAGACUGAACAGGACAAGACCCUCGGCUCUGCCAGCAGCCCCCCAUCACUUUUCUCUCUGGACAGACAGACAGACACUGUACCUUUUCACAAACUGGGAAUGAGCAGUCACUCCAUAACCCCCUCCAGGAGAGGCCGCCCCCCCAGAAAAAAGAGAGGUCCCAAACCCAGACUGAGUGAGGGGCCUGGGGACAGUCUGGGCCAGCUGUCUGGAGUCCCCAGGCUGGGUGACACUUCUCCCAUGAGGAAAAGCUGCUUUAGUGAGAGCAGUGAUGAAGAGGAGGAAGAUGAUGAAGAUGAGGAUGAUGAAGACACGAGGGCAUGCUCUCCUCCGAUGCUCACAAAGCCAGCCAUGGGGCUCAAGUGCAAGAAGCCCCUAAGAAAGCGGCGUUUUCGCCAACGUAGUCACCCCCACAGCAGUGUGGUGACGGAGACCAUCUCUGAGACCACCGAGGUCCUGGAUGAACCCUUUGUAGAUUCAGAUUCUGAGAGGCCUAUGCCCAGACUAGAGGAGGAAACACCAUUUGGACAUCCACUAAGGCGAUAUCCUCCAGCCCGCUCUGCUCUACGCUUAUCUGACCCAGGACCCAAACGCCCCCGCCUCAGUCACUUCACUGACUCUGAAGAUGAUGAGCUUACCCCAGUCCUGAAGCCUGUCUCUAUCCUCUCUGCGUCCCCCACUGACCCUUCUAACCCUGACGCACCAGUCAAAAAGAAAAAAGGCUGGCCCAAAGGAAAGAGCCGAAAACCUCUGCACUGGAAGAAAAGAGGGCCAGGCAGACCUCCAGGCAGUGGGGCCAACCAGCGGGCCGCUGCUGAAAACCAGAGUGGGGAUCCCCCACCACCUAAAAUAAAGAUGAAGCCCGGCCGCAAACCCAGAGGCUGGUACCUGCAGAGAGCCCAGGAGGAAGCAGAGAGGCAGGAGCAGGAGAAGGAGAGGCGGAGGCUUAUGGACCAAAUGGACAAGGGCUCCUCUCUGGAGGAGCGCAGCGCCAAUCGAGCGUGUCGGGACAACAAACAGAGAGACUCGGAUGAAGAGGACGAUUAUCUCCCUAAACCGGUUGAACAGAAAGUCCCCAAGAGGAGAGGCAGGCCACCCAAAAACCCUGCCCUCCGGCAACCUCCCCAGCCUACCCCAAAGCCAGCCCCCACCUCAGAGCCUGAGGAAGAGGAAGAAGAUGAAGAGGACGAUGAACAGGAAGAGGACAAGCCAAGCCGCCCCCCGUCCCGCCCUCUUCUGUCUCCAUCCUCUUCCUCGUCCACGCCGGGACCCAGAGCUCCCCCUUCUAGACCUCAGGACACUGAGGGGGACCGUGAGGAAGAUGAGUAUGAUGAAGAGCGGGAGGAGGAGUGUAGCAGCAUGGGCCGCAGAGCAGCGGUCACACCGGGCUCAGGCAGCAGGCGCAGUGAUGACCACGAUGCCGACGAUGAAGGGGAUGGGCACGUCGAUGACAAGAGCAACAACAAGAAACGUAAAGGCCCAGAAUCUGAUGAAGAGGAGGAGGAAGAAGAGGAAGAAGAGGAGCCGGCCUCUCGCGCCAGCUCCCCUCCAGUUAAAGAAGAACCUCAAGGAGAAGCUUUUUUAGACAUGGAGAACAGCGUGGCCAGAGAAUACGUCAGCAAGCAGGAGGAGGAAGAGGAGGAGGAGGCUGAGGAAGAGCAGGCUCCAAAGAGCGGCCCAUCCUCUGUCGACCCACAGCAAGAUGAAAGGAGGCGCAGAGAGCAGGAGGAGUCUGCUGCAGCCGCUGCAGCUGUGGAGACUGUUAAGGCCAUGUCUGUUCCAUCAGAGCCUAUGGACCUCCCGCCUCUGCACGAAGACAAGAGCGUCACGCUGUUGAUGGAGCCUCAGCACCCCCACCCAAACCCCCCAGACCACCACCCCCACCACCACUCCAAUGAGCUAGACCUGGAGACCGUUCAAGCGGUCCAGUCCCUGACACAGGGGGAAGCCCAGGAGGAAGAGGCUGAACCCCACCCACACCACGGGGCGUACCAGGACUGCGAGGAGACCCUAGCUGCCUGCCGGACACUGCAGAGUUACAGCCACACAGGGGAGGGGGAAGAAGAGGCUCUGGCUUUGGUGGAGGAUUGUGGGCCAUCACAACACAGCAGCCCUAUGCCCAAUCCCCCCAUGCCACCUCUGCCCAGUCAGUCAGUACGCUCAGUUACCAGUCCUGGGCUGCCUUCUGCCAUGAUGGACACAGCACCCACUGGGCAAAGGGGGAGCACCCCUGGUCCAAAUGGAGCAGGGGGGAAUAACGGCAGCACUGGAGGAGGGUACACUCAAAUCACCCCAGAGCACCCCAGCUCUCUGUCUGCCCCCUCCCAGCAGAACAUGGAAACGUCACCAAUGAUGGAUGUCCCGUCAGUGUCAGACCACUCGCAACAGGUGGUGGACAGUGGCUUCAGUGAUUUGGGCAGCAUAGAGAGCACAACAGAGAACUACGAUAACCCCAGCAGCUAUGACUCCACUAUGGGUGGAGGGGGCAACGGGACAGGUAAUGGGGGAAGUGGAGGUGGCAUUUCGGCCACUGUGGCUGGAGCCCCCACUGCCUCUUCAUCUGCCCCAUCGUCCUCCAGCUCUGCACCACCCUCAUCGUCCCAGUCCAAUAGCUGCUCCUUUGCUCCAGCCCCCACCCUCAACUCCUCCACCGGGGCAGGAGGGCAGCUCACCAUGGGCAGCUGUAGCCACAUCCAGCAGACGGGUCAAGGACCUAACAGUGGUCCCAGUGCCAAUAAUGUUGCAGUACCGCAGCCCCCACCACCUCCUCCUCCGUCCAACACUCCCGGCUGUGGCAUAAAGUCUCCUCAAAGUUGUGGUGUUCUAGAGAGACCACCCAGCACCAACCAGCAGCAGCAGCCACAGCCCCAAAAGAAGGUUUCACAGCAGCCUCCUCAGCAGGCCCCCAACUCCCAACCUGCAGCCUCAGCCCCACCACCUCCUCCACAGCAACAGCAGCCCCUUUCCCAGUGCAGUAUGGGUAAUGGCUUUGCCUCUACACCAAUGAUCAUGGAGAUCCCAGAAAGUGGUGGAGGAGGGGGCAGAACACUCUAUGAACGCAUGGGUCAGGACUUUGGCACAGGGGGAUACCCCCAGCCCUCUGCUACCUUUAGCCUGGCCAAACUGCAGCAGCUCACAAACACCAUCAUGGACCCUCAUGGCAUGCCAUAUUCCCACUCUGCAUCUGUCACUUCCUAUGCCACCAGUGUCUCCCUGUCCAACCCGGGGCUGGCCCCAUCUCCCCACACUCCUCUGCCCCAGGGCCAGCCCACGAUGACCCCACCUCCCAACCUCAGCUCUGGCUCCAUGAACCUGGGCUCCCUUCAGCUGCAGUGCAACAUGCCCACCACAAACAUUGGUCUGGCCCCCCCACCGCACACUCAGCGGCUACAGGGGCAAAUGGCCACUGUCAAAGGCCACAUUUCUAUCCGCUCCAAAGCCACCCAGCAGCUGGCCCCAGCCCCACACCAGCAGCAGCUCUACGGGCGCAGCUCAGGGGCUGUGGCCAUGCAGGGCACCCCACGCACUUUGGCCGUGCAGCGAGGUAUGAUGCCCAACCUCAUGCCAACACCGGCCCCAUACAACUCCAUGAACAUGGCCCCCCUUAAUGCUAUGUCAGCAGCAGGGUACAGAAUGCCCCAGCCUAUGAUGAACAGCAGCUAUCAUGGCAACCCUCCUUACAUGAACCAGCCUGCUCAAUACCCUAUGCAGAUGCAGAUGGGGAUGAUGGGAGGACAGGGUUACCCACAGCAGCCUAUGCAGCCCAAUCACCACAGCAACAUGAUGUACACUGCUCCUUCACAUCACAGUUACGCUGGUGUCCCAAAGCAGCCACCGUACAUGAGCAGAUGAGCAAAGGACUCGUGGUGGAAUCGGAGUCAGAGCGGGUUACUCGUGUACUCAAACGUCAUUACUCCUGAUCCCUCUGCACUGCCAAUGCAGGCACGAUAAAGAGGAGAGCAAAGGAGAUUAAGAUGGUCCUAGGGUUUCCUGUUUUUCUAUGUUGUCAUUUAUGUCCUUUUUAUUUUGGGAAGAUCUCCCCUCUCCCUCCAGCUGUGGGAGCAGUUGUCAGGUUAGGGACUGGCAUGUGAACAUGGACCUCAGUAGGGUGCUGUUGCACCAGGCCAAACCUGCAGCUCUCUGUAAAAGGGUUUCGCUUGUGCUUCCCUUAUCCAGCACUAUGGAGGAGCAAGGCUGGACAGACAAAGGGGAAACUAGGAAAAAGACAAUACAGGAAUACCUUACUUUGUCAGACUGCUUAUGAAAAAGUUAAAUGACUAUAUUCAACCAUGCACACAAUCUUUUAAUUGAUAUAGGAAGCCUUAUCUUAAAAAAGACAAUGAAACAUUGUAGACAAACAUGUUUUGUUCAAUUUAUUGUUGACUUAUUUUUGUUGUUUUUGUUCAUCUUAAAUAUUAGUGUGCAGUCCAGCCUCUUAAAUGCUUUGGUCUUUAUAUAUGUUGCAUUCUGAAAUGGCUCUUGCUCACAAAUAUCUGAAUAUCUCUGGUGGCUUUUCGCCUUGAUUCCUAAAAUCUUGUGCGCAGCGCCUCAGUGUCCGAGGUGAGGCUGAGUCUUCCGGGAUGGACCGUGUUCUACCAAAACACACAAACAUGGAGGAGUUACUGUUUAUUAUAUGUCCACGAGUAAAACAAGUAGCAUUAUUUUCCACUUUGUCAACACAGCAUUUAGAUGUAAAUAUUCUGGUACUUCCCAAUAUAAUAUUCAGUCAUACAUACACUCUUUGACUAGCCUGAACCAAUCGGGGGCAUGUUCAGAAUAUCACACUCCACUGACAGUGUACAAUGUCAACCUUUAUAAGUUAUGAGGAUGCUGAUCAAAAUUUCAUGUGACGGCUUUUAUGGAUAGUUAUAUUUGAUUAUAACUGACCACCAUUCUACAGUAUACAUUCAAGUGUUACUGGCCCAAAGAGGUUGAGGACUUUUUGAAAAGUGUUUUGUUUCUAAGCUGUUUUUUUUUCUAUAUGGCAAAUUCUGCACUCCUAUUGACUAGAGAAACAGCAAUGGCAGAUAUCCUUUUCAUAGAUAUCUAAAUGCUGGAUCUAGUGCACGGACCGGCCCCCAAAGGCACUGGUCAGAAGCAGGGUCAGGGGCAGAUUUGGAGGUCCUGUUGGGUUGAGGGGUUCAGAAACGUGAAGCAGUCAGCCUUGACAAGUAUUCAAAGUUGAGAGGCGAUUUCAUUUUCUGACCCACCAUUGCAUAUUUUGUGUGUAGGCUUUGGUUAUUUUUGUUUUGUUUCUUUCUGAAUUUUAUCAGACGGGGCAGCUUUCUUUUAUGACACAAGCUGACUCUUUUUGACUUUAGAAACCAAUUGUAGAGAAAAUGUUUUUCUAUAAUAUAAAAGGAAAUUCUGACAUGAUAUUGGUACUGUCAUUUUUUUUUCACUUCUGUUUCAGGAAAAAAAUUACAUAUUUUUUAGCUCGACUCUUGGGUAAUAAUUACUAAGAAAUUCAAAAUCUAAAAAAAAAAAAAAUACCACUCACUAUUAGUGACUUUCAGAUGCCUUUAACCUCUCCAUUCCAUCUCAUCUCUAGAGUUUUUCUAUCUUUGUGUAGUAUAUUAAUGCUAUUUUAAACAAAAGGACUACAAAUAUCUAAAGGUCACUUGGCAUUCUUUUUUUUUACUUGUGUGUGUAUAGGCUGACUUCCUUACAAUUACAAGGCAUGUAAAAAUGAGCUCAGUAUAUUUCUGUCUGUUUAUAUCGCUUCCCUUUUUGUAUCCUUUGUAAUUGUACAUGUUGCGUUGUAUGCUAAGAGAGGGCGCAAAAUAAUGAGGAGGUAUAAGCCGGGCACACAGUGAAAGUUGAUCUGUGCUUGGCAGCCUCAACUCUACUCUGUUCAUGUAUGUAUUCCAUCUAUUUGUUUUUCUUUCUUAGCAAGUACUUUCAAAGAAGUCUGUACAUUUUAACAUAAAAUGAAAAUAAAUUAUGUUGAGCCA